Molecule: messenger RNA, 10057 nt
Organism: Danio aesculapii
Lineage: Eukaryota; Metazoa; Chordata; Actinopteri; Cypriniformes; Danionidae
Gene: hivep2b
Product: HIVEP zinc finger 2b
Exons: 8
Coding region: 483-5870 (1795 amino acids)
Biological process (GO): regulation of transcription by RNA polymerase II
Cellular component (GO): nucleus
Molecular function (GO): RNA polymerase II cis-regulatory region sequence-specific DNA binding; DNA-binding transcription factor activity, RNA polymerase II-specific
Source: RefSeq, a predicted model, not a curated record
UUGAGCAGGACGCCGAUGACUGUUGAGCUUUUGUGUUUUCCAAAGAGAUGCAUGGCAGAAAAGGGGGAAUUAUGAGAACAUCUGCAUUUGACUGGAGACAUCAUCGGCUGAAUUUGGACUCCAGUUCGAGACGACCUUCACAUCAAUCAAAGGCCUUAGAAAGACACAGAGAUGGUGCUGGCAAACUGCCUUCAGAAACACUCAACUCAGGGCAUGACCAUUUGGAUGUGGUGCCCAAGCUUGACUGCAUAUAAAAAUGGAGACCAUUUUUAAGGAACUUCAGUGAACCAUGCUCUUGAACAUAUGGAAAGGAUUAUUGGAUCAUUUUUAAAAAAUGAUGCAGUUGGACUGACUGCUGUACAAUCGCAUGGAACGCUCUAAAGCACUUAAGGAUUAAAAGAGAAUCUUUCAUCAAAGCAAGACGAUGUUCGUUGUGACGAAACCAAGGGCAAUGUAGCACCCAUAGCUUGCAAUUCCUUAUCAUGGAGGCUACUAAAACCUCAGGUGAAGUGGAAAAUUCCAAACAGAUUAUCAGUUUCAAAGAUGAAGAAAAACACUUGCCAUCCGAGAUGACCCAAAGAGGCCAAUCCUCUGGCUCAGAGGACAAAAUAAGACUUGCGGAGCAACCCCAGACCCCAUCUGUAAGUCCAUCUCCUGGUAUGGAGCCGCAGGUCCUUGCUUCAGAAAAUACACUUACCUCAAAAUCUAGAGAACAGUGUCAUGUCCAGCUCAGGAGGAAGAACGUUCCUCUUCCAAACAAAAGAUAUCUCCAGUCUGAGUAUGAGAUGCUUUCUGCGGGCCUUCACAAAAAGGAGCAGAAGUCUGUUAAAACUGGGAAGUAUGUAUGCCAGUAUUGUGGGAGAGCUUGUGCCAAACCGAGCGUACUAAAGAAGCACAUCCGCUCUCAUACUGGCGAACGACCGUAUCCAUGUAUUCCUUGCGGAUUCUCAUUUAAAACUAAGAGCAACUUAUACAAACACAGAAAAUCUCACACCCAUGCUGUGAAAGCAGGAUUGGUUUCAUUUUCAGAGCAAGACUGCAAGAAUACGGAUGAGGUGGCGGAGGGUGAAAUGCAUUCGGAUGCAGAACAUAGCAGCGAUACCGAUGAAGAAGUUGCGGAGGACUUGUCCUCGGAUACAACAAGCCAUAUUAAAGAAACAGAGGGUUAUGUGCAAGAAAAGGUUGGGAAAUUGGCCAAAAAUGAAGCCAUUUUUCCAUCUCAUACAUCACUCAAAAAGGAAAAGGGGUCAUCAGGAAAAGUAUCUUUAUGGCAAUUUCGGGAAAUGACGGCACCUGUGGCUAUUGCUCAAAUAGACCAAAUGGUCGAGUUCUCCACCAUCAAACAAAAACUGGCACUUCGGCUUUCAGAGAAGAAAAGUCAAGAAUCUGAUCAGUCCCUGUCCUUGCCCAGUUCAUACAGUAAAGGCAGCACUGAUUCGGGAUACUUCUCACGUUCUGAGAGUGCAGAGCAACAGAUCAACCAGUCGAGCGCAAGUGCCAAAUCAUAUCAAGAAAUUAUGUUUGGGAAAUGUUAUAGACCAGCGACCAGGCCAAAGCAAUCAAUCACUGUACAAACCUGCAUGACAGACAUAAAUGAAGCCACAUCUAGCUUCAUGAUUACACUGAACAAAGGCAUGAUGCCUGGUGACACGGACUCCUCCAUUCACAGAAGCAAAAAAGACCUAGUCAGAUCAAUAAAAAUUGAUUCAGAGUCGUUCCAAGAGGAAGAUUACCAAGAAUGUCAAAUUCCCAGCUCUGACCUUCUGGAAACGACAUUGGAGAGUAGUGUAUUCUUGCGCAGUAACUCUCUUCCAACCUCAUCUAAUUCUAAUCUGAAUGCACCACAAGGGCUAAGAAGCAGUAAUUCAUUUGAUGAGAGAAUGACAGGUGUUGAUGUCACCUACCGGGGUGCAAUGGGUAUGAGGAGGCUCAUGCGGCAAUCCGCGUUUGAACACUCUGCUAAUGAAGGUCACGCAGAAUCAGACUGCUAUGCUCAUUUGGCUUGUAGCUUAAAAUCAGACUUGAAAAUUCACAGCAUAGAUGAUUUCAAAAUGGCUGCCGAAAACUUUCAAGAAACUGAAUUAUGUCCAGGCCACUCAUCAGAAUCUUCCACAAGGAAACGAAGAAAAGACAAAACUGUCACGGAGGAGGAAGACUUUCCUAUUCAAGGCAAGCCGUCAAAAGCACCUGGACUCUCAGAGGACCUUGAGACAAAGCUAAUUUCUUUAGAGAGUGUUGUUUCUGACACUGAGAGGAAGGCUGGCAGCAAUGUUAUUUCUGUAAUUCAGCACACAAAUUCACUAAACCGACUGAACUCUUCAGAGAAGUUGAGUGAGGUUAGAUCCCAUCAGUUAGACAAAAAUGGCAAAUUCAUGGAAAAGGAGCAUAGCAUGGAUUGUCACAGAACAGGAUUAGAGUGUCAAUGGGGACCCUGUGGUUUUCUGCACCAGAAACUUCACAUGCAUAAACAGCCAACAUCUCAGCCUAAUAUCCAGGUCCCGGAGAUUAGAGUAACUGUGGAGCCUGACAGGCCUGAAAAGGUUCCAGAUGUAGGUGUUAAGCAAAGGGAAAAGCACACUGAGGAGUUCCAGUGGCCUCAGAGGAGUGAGACCCUGUCACAGUUUCCAAUGGAAAAACUACCACCCAAAAAGAAACGCUUGAGAUUGGCUGAGAUGGAAUGUUCUUCUGGAGAAUCUAGUUUUGAAUCCGCCUGCACAAGUCUCUCAAGAAGUCCAAGUCAAGAUAGCAAUUUAUCUCACAGCUCAAGUUUUUCCCAGUCCCUUGACAGAGAGGAGACCUUUAACCUUGUGUCCCAAAUUAACCCUGAUGAGUCUAAUAAGCCAUUAGAGCUCUUAUCAGUGCCUGGGAGUUCACAGAGUCAUCAUCGAGAGAUGAGGCGCUCUGCUUCAGAGCAGGCACCUUAUAAGUUACCCUCAGAGAUUGCUGAAUUUCGAAGCAAGUCAUUUGAUUAUGGCAGUCUUUCUCCGUCAUCUACAUGUAGGCUGGAGGAGGUUAAAGAACGUAGAAGGGCCUUUUUAGUUAGACAGACCUCAUUAAGUGGUGAACCUGAGACACAAGGCGGCAACUUUUCAGAUGAAAUGAGCAAGAGAACAACUUCGCCGUUUACUCCUGAGGGAUCCAUUGAGAAAAUGAGGUACUCUUUAAUUUCUGGUGGUCCUUUUCAACAUCACAGACAAUAUAGCCCACUGCAAACCUCAUCCCAGCAUGUUAAACCAACUGUUUGCAAUGUCGAUGACAUGGAAAAUUUAAUGCUUGUAAUUAAGAAAGAACCCGAAGAGUCUAAAUCACCUGAAACUUACGUUAACUUAAGGGAACCCCAAGAAGAUUGUUCUCAGAGUUUGGGAAAUGUUUUGUCAACAAUAGCAGUGCUUUCACAAGCUCAGCAAGCAUUAGCCAGUCAAUGCUCAUCUGGGUUGCUAGUUCCUGUCAGAAUUCAGAUGCAAGUACCAUCUUACGGAAACAUAACAUAUACUAGUAUAUCUCAUAUACUGGAUUCUCAAAUCCAGAAACCAAUUUCUUGCCUAGAACACAAAAAAUCUGCCUCUCAAAGUCAACAACUGCGCAGCCUACAAGCAUCACCAGCAAAGCUUAAAACAGGAAUACCUCUAUCAUUAACCUCCAAAACCAUCUCAACUACAGAAGCCCCCAGUGGGGGAGCAAACAAGCGAAUGCUCUCACCUGCAAGUAGCAUUGAACUCUUUAUUGAGGCGAAGCAGCAAAAACGAGUCAAAGAUGAGAACAUUUAUGGUCAGAUUGUUGAAGAGCUUAGUGCUGUUGAGUUAGGCAAUCUUGAAGUUGAAAAAGAAAGUCCCAAGUCAGAAUUCACCUCAGAGCCCAUUGACGAGGUGGAUAUGGAUGAGGCCACCCAAGACUUUUACAGCAAUCCAGAGUUGCAGUCUUCUGCUAGAAUUUCUCAAGAUGCUGCUAUAAUGAAGCGAAAGCCAACACCUGAAAGCACGAUAACUAGUCAUCAUUCUGCUUCUUGUAUCAGUUUAAUGCCCUCUGCAAUCACUGGUGCUUUACUGUUCUCAAAGUUUCCAGGUCUUCACACUACUACUUGCAUGAGCUGGUGCUAUCUCAAUACCACUAAACCAAAUAGCACCCACACUGUCGCACCAUUCUCGGAAUAUGCCUCAUGGUUUGUGAGAUGUCAUAACCCCAACCCACCAGAUCUCAGCACUGGGAUGGUUCUUGCACUUCUCCGAUCUAAACAGCGAAGACAGAAUGCUAUUUAUACAAUUGCUACCAUCUAUCAACCUGGACUACUUGUGACUUCUACCCCCUGGAGACCGAAGCAAGAACAGAUUGCACUGGACUACAGAGAGGAAGAUACAAAACAAGACAUCAGGCUAAAAGAAAUGAGCCACCGGGGCAAAUCUUUACGAGAGGAUGUUUCAUCCACCAUUCGCCAAACAGAACCAAUGCGUGUGAAGAUAUUUGAAGGAGGGUAUAAGUCCAAUGAGGAAUAUGUGUAUGUGAGGGGCCGUGGCCGGGGAAAGUAUAUAUGUGAAGAGUGUGGUAUUCGUUGUAAGAAGCCAAGCAUGCUUAAGAAACACAUACGGACGCACACUGAUGUAAGACCCUACAUCUGCAAGUGCUGCAAUUUUGCAUUUAAAACUAAAGGGAAUCUUACCAAGCAUAUGAAGUCAAAAGCUCACAUGAAAAAAUGCCUUGAACUUGGAGUUUCACCAACAGCUAUGGACAAUGCAGAAGAUGCUGAUGACACCCAGAAAUCAUUGGGCGUCAUGCCAGCGGAACAAACCAUUAAACAUCAGUUCUCAGAUGUGGAGGACUCUGAUGGUGUCGAUGAGGAUGAACCAGACGAUGAUGAAGAUGAUGAAUGUGAUGGUGAUUCUACACCAAAAACGUUGUCUAGAAGCACAAGUCCUCAGGCCUAUGCAGUCAACAAGCCAUGUUUGUCUGGCUGCCUCCCUAAACACUUUGACCCAGGCUGCAAUCUACCAAAGGAACAGCAUGAAGCAUCCUCUCUGACUAUUGAGGAUGACCUGAAUUCGGAUCAGUCAAGCUGCUCCUUUGAGCUCUGCCCACCUCAGCUGCUGUCACCUUGUUGGGACUCACCUCGCCAGAGGUACAUGUCCCCAAGAGGAGAUCUCUCACCCCAUCGUCACCUACUGUCAAACCGAGAUUCGUCUCCAUUAAGGGCCGUUUCUCCCAGGAGAGAUUUGAGCAUCAGAGGGGAUUUUUCACCUAUUCGCCAGCUGUCACCUGUAAGACCUACAGGUUUGGACACAUCAGGGCAGCGAGCGCAGUCUCCACUGGGUCGUCAUAAAGUAGCGCUCAGGGCUGUGUCUCCAAGAAGGGGGUCUUAUCAGCACAGGACCCACAUGGAUCCUGGAAGGAGUGUAAGAUUUCAAGCUUCGCCCAUUAGACCAAUCUUUGGAGAAACAGGAGUGGAUCAAGGGGAUACUUCUCUUAAUCUCUAUGUUCCUGUUGGCCUAUGCAACAGUAAGGAUCUGCCAAAAACCCGGCAGCCAGACAUCUUCAGUCAUUUGCCUUUGCACUCUCAAGGACAGGUGCCAACACCUGUUCCAAUGGUCCCUAUCGGGGGGUUAAGAAUGCCAUCAAUAUCGACAUCUGGUGCUGCUGGGGAGAGAAAUUCACUCCCAUCAAUUCCACAGGGGAACAUUUUAGAAACGGCUGCUUCAGGCCGGAGCUCAGCCUCUGUCCCAGAUCCAGCAGUGGCCUACAGUGGAGAAAUAGCAAUCUCUUCCACUGGCCUUCCUAACAAGGAUGAUAAGAAGGAGGAGAGUGUCUACACCUGUGCAAAAGCUAUUGCUUCCCUCAGAAUCACAUCUGAAGAUGCCUCUGAUAAUCCACCUAAAAGCUGACUUUAUAAACAAUGUAUAAUAGCAUUCGAAAGCAAAACUAAAUUCAAGCUCAAACCAGAAACAUACUUUAUGCAAGUAUUCAAACAUCGUGAAUGGUUGUUUUUACUGUUUGUGUUCUUGCAUUGCACUGGCGGUAGCAAUCUUCUCUACUCUAGGGGCGUUCAGAUUACCUUUAAUUGUCUGUGCCAUUAAAACGGGUGUGUUCCACUUCACUUUUAGACACCUACUCCCGAUCUUCCCUAAGCUUUCCAUCCAGGGGAAUCAGCCCUGCUAUGUUGAAGUGCAUUCCACUUGAUGGAAUAGAUGGAGGAAGUUUACAUGCAAAGACCUUUGACUUCUUGAGAUGUAACUACUUAUACACAAACUUUGAGCUGCUUCAUAUACCAUGAUGCAAAACAACCCUGUUGAUCAGGGUUAAUUUACCCCUAACUUGGAACUCUUUAAUAUAUAUGUAUUUUAAUUUUUAGAUGCGUAAAACAACCCAAGCAUACCUGUAGACAUAUAGAAUGAUGCAUCAUAUAGAUUCAAAAAAGUGUACAGAUUGUCUCCAUAGCCGAUUUAAAAUGAUCAAGGGCUUAAGGCCAGUGUAUACUUUGAAUGGCAACAUUUCAUCAUCAGGAGUGUCAAUGGACACCUGUGCACAUAUUUUCUGCCCACAAACAGUUUUUUUUGUAAAAUAGCAGGUGCAAGGUGAAAGUUCAUACAAAACUGUGCAUGUUGUCCACUGUGCUCAUGGUUUGAUGAGAGUGAGAUACAUAAGAUUGAGCAGAACAUGAAAAUAAAGAAUACACAGGCUAGUAAGAAAUUUUUGCUCAGCCCUUUGCAUCUCAAUAAAGACGAGUCAACAAGAGUAAGGGAAGUUAGUAAGGGAAAGGCAUUAAUAAAAUGAAGUGGAAUGCGACUCUUUAUAUGUUACUAUUCAAGAAGGUGCUGUAAGUAUGCCAAGUUAACAAACUGUAACUUGCUUAAUUCUCCAUAGUUGAGCCAUAGUGCCCCCUUGCAACAUUAUUAAUUGCACAUUUCAGAAGGCAAAGAUACACAAGUUAAACUUGUGUAGAGUGUGUUUUUGGCCUAAAGGCUGGUUUAUACUUCUGCGUCGAGUGAUCGCUGUGACCCACAGUGCCUGGCAUGCGCGUGGUCAUAGCAUUCAUACUUCUGCGCUAAGUUUGUGUUGCUCUGCAAUAACACUUUUGAAAUGCUAGCUCGCAGUAGGUUUUUAUGUUCCUCUGUGUCGAGUUUCUUCAUGGUUGUUUUGUUUUUUCUGAAAGCUACCUUAAUGUAGAAGAAGCUAAAACUCGUUCAUUUAGAGGCGGGAACCAGCGGACGUGCAACAACUUUAAUCAUAAGGUAAACACAAAACAAAAGUUUCCACCUGAAGCUCCUUUACGUGACUCGACACUUGUAAACACUCGCUCCUUCGGGCUUGCGGCUCUCAGCACCGCCCCCAACUCUUCACAGCUACCCAAGCCAACCAAUCACAGAGCUUGUGACGUGUGGUUACUUUUUUAAGAGGUGCGCGUGUCGGCGUCAGCCAUGGCGAGGGCUAUGCACCGGAGCAUACAUGUGCGAUUGACGGAGAAGUAUAAAUCAGCCUUAAAAGUCUGUUCUAGGGGCGUUUACAUGACAACUCUUUUCAACUAAAGCAUUUUGGCCAUGUAUUUACAUGACAACAGCAUUUUGGGGGCCUAAAAAUGUGAACUUUUGAAAAGGGGUUUCUUAAUGCAAGUACUUAACAACCCAUGUAUGUGCACUGACAUGUAGUGUUUCUGCAUAAUGUCGCCACCUACUGACCUGGCAUAAUACAUUGUUUUUAACAGAUCUUUUUCAAAAGGAUUCUUUUAACAACGCCGAAGGUGAAACUUUUACAUUUUUAAGUCCAUCGCGGUCAUGUAAACGUGCCCCAAGAAUUAAUUGCACAUUUCGGAAUCUAAAGAUGCACAAAGUUAAACUUGUGUAAAGUGUGGUUUUGGCCUAAGAGUAUGACCAAUGGGGUGUUUACAUGACAACUCUUUUCGACUUGAAACGUUUUGGCCAUGUAUUUACACAACAACAGCAUUUUGGGGGCCUAAAAAUGCAGACUACUGAAAAUAGGUUUCUAAAUGCAAGUACUUGACAGCUCUUGGUUGUGUUAGGUGAUGUCGCCACCUACUGGCCUGGCAUAAUACAGCAUUUUUUACAGAACAGAUUUAUUUUGACAGUGUCGAAGGUAAACCUUUCCGUUUUUAAGUAGAUUGCUCUCGUGUAAACGUACCUCGAUAUUUUGCUGACUUAGGCAUAACGGGUUUCUUAAUGCAAGUACCUGACAAACCAUGUAUGUGCACCGACAUGUAGUAAUUUUGCAUAAAGUGACGUCGCCACCUACUGGCCUGGCAUAAUACAUCCUUUUUAGCCAUGUAAGCUUACACUUGUCUACAAGUUUGUUUUAACAAUGCCGAAGAUUCAAUUUUUAGUUUUUUUAAGUCACAUUUUUAAGUGGUAAACGUGCCCCAAGAACUAAUUGCACAUUUAGGAAGCUAAAGAUGCACAAAGUUAAACUUGUGUAGAGUGUGUUUUGGCCUAAGAGUCUGACCAGGGGGGUCUUUACAUGAUAACUGUUUUUAGUUAAAAAGUUUUGAUCAUGUAUUUACACAUCAACAGCAUUUUGGGGGCCUGAAAAUACAAACUUGGGUUCCUAAUGCAAGUACUUGACAACCCAUGUAUAUGUAAGGUGAUGUCGCCACCUACUGGCCUGGCAUAGUACAGCAUUUGUAGCCAUUUUCACACAACUGAUUUAUUUACUUAGGCGUAAAUAAUUAAAUAUGCACAACAUCUAGCAUUUAUAUUCAUUGCAGUGAACAUGCAUAUAUACAAAUAUAAACGUGAAUAAGAGACAUAUUUACAUCGUCAAUUUUAGAUCAAUAUUUCAUGAGAACCAGUUGCAAAUCUUGCAUUUUACAGGACAGGAGGUGCAUCAUUGCGUCCCCAAGCACGGUUUGCAUUUGUACCGAAUUUGUCCUCAUUGACUUCUGCUUGUGCCUUUUAAGAAGAUGUUUGCAUAUUCCUCGAUGAGAGAAAGUCAUUCGAUGUACCCCGUUUAUGCACUUAAAAAUUAGUGGUGGUCAUUAAGUUGAACUAAUAUGAGGUAUCGUGGUUGCUUUUUGAGAUUGCACUUAUGACGUACGUUACAGUUUGCAUAUUGCAUUAAGCUGUGCUCUGACAUUGCCUUGUACGCUAUUGUAUAUUUUUGCUGGCACCUUUAUAACUGCAUUAUGUGCGUUCGAGAUUAUGAACCCAAAAGUGUUUAAACAGGACUUUUGUUUAAACCGUCUCCACCGUACAGUAUUUUUCUAAAUGUAUCAUACCUCGUUUCCUUAUGUAAUCUUUAGAUAUUUCAGCACUUAAGCAAAGAAGUGUCAUUAUAAGGCAUUUUUAAUAUAGAUCUGCAUACGACAUCAUAUUAGUAUAUAUAAAGUGGUAAGUAUUGUGCGUUACGAUGACUAUUUGAAGCACUUUCUAGCGAGCUGAUAGACUGAAUGCAGUGUCAUCAAUAUUGGAGCUCUUUUCAAUCACUUUAGAUGAUUUUUCAUUGAAUUUAUCAUAUGGCACAACAUUCCAGUCACUGUUAAGUCAAUUAUAUGUGCGUGUACGUGCACACACAUACAUAUUUACACAAACACACACACACGUAAUCGCUAUCAUGUACUGUAAUUACUUUCGAAGAGUGUGUUUUGGUCAAGUACAAAAAAAACGAAUGGUAUAUUUGAAGGGAUGGUUGCUUUUUUCAGGUUUUUCGGCCAUCAGAUGACGGAUCCUUUUCUGGUGAACUGUUUGAAUGUAUGCAUUUUUAGCCUUUUAGUCAUAUUAAAUGAAGGUAUAAGUGCUAUCUCAUAUUAAACAUACCGAUAACAUAUGAAGUAGCAGUCAGUUUAUGGUAUUUAUAUUAUAGUCUUGAGUAUUGCAAAAUGCUGCGAUGGUUGAGUUUGUACUGAAGGAACUUUCAUGUCAUGUUUACAGUAUUACAUAGUAAAGAUUUUGAGGUAUCUCGUUUGAAUUUAUGGCAUUUUAGAAAUUACAACUGUUAUUUAUCUUACGGACUGGUACGUGGUCAUCAUUUGUAGACGUUCAUGAGUAUUUCUUUUGUUUUGCCCAUAAAGGCAGCUGGUUUCUUCUUAUUUAAAUGUUUGUUUUUGUUUUACUCUGAUUACAAG